Molecule: messenger RNA, 327 nt
Organism: Suillus plorans
Lineage: Eukaryota; Fungi; Basidiomycota; Agaricomycetes; Boletales; Suillaceae
Exons: 1
Coding region: 1-327 (108 amino acids)
Source: RefSeq, a predicted model, not a curated record
AUGACAAGUUCAAGGAGACGGGAGUGGUUGGAGGCAGGCAUCAACGGCAGCACGACAAGUUCAAGGAGACGGGAGUGGUUGGAGGCAGGCGUCAACGGCAGCACAGCAAGUUCAAGGAGACGGGAGUGGUUGGAGGCAGGCGUCAACGGCAGCACGACAAGUUCAAGGAGACGGGAGUGGUUGGAGGCAGGCAUCAACGGCAGCACGGCAAGUUCAAGGAGACGGGAGUGGUUGGAGGCAGGCGUCAACGGCAGCACGGCAAGUUCAAGGAGACAACGGGAGUGGAGGUUGGCAGGACAUGAGACAGUCGACAACGACAAGACUUAA